GAGGCGGUACGCUAGCAAUCACUUUUUGCAAAUACCUUAUAUUCUCCACUCCCAAUAACAGAACAAAAAUCUCUCUAUUUCUCUUUUUUUGCUCUGUUUUCUUCUCGGAAUUGGCAUGGAUCUUCAAUGGCUUCUGGAUUUCCUUCAAGGCAUGACGAAGCCUUUUCUCGCCACCGCCAUUGUCGCCGUCGCCGUCGUCCUCUCCUACUUCCAGAAGCUUGGCCUCGAAGGCGAAAUGAUCUACGCCAUUUCCAGAGCCUUUCUUCAGCUCUCUGUUAUCGGCUUUGUUCUUCAGUUCAUCUUCAACCAGCAAAACCUCGCUUGGAUCCUCCUCGCCUAUCUCUUCAUGGUGACGGUGGCGGGAUACACAGCAGGGCAGCGUGCGAAGCACGUGCCUCGGGGGAAGUUGGUGGCCGGAGCUUCAAUUUUGGCCGGCACUUCGGUGACAAUGGUGAUGCUAGUGGUGUUGAAAGUGUUUCCGUUAACUCCAAGGUACAUAAUCCCUGUCGCCGGAAUGAUGGUCGGAAAUUCCAUGACUGUUACCGGAGUCGCCAUGAAAAGACUCCGGGACGAUAUCAGAACUCAAUUCAGCCUCGUGGAGACUGCAUUAGCUCUCGGAGCUACGCCGCGGCAAGCGACGCACCAGCAAGUGAAGAGGGCGCUGGUGCUAGCGCUGUCGCCGGUGGUCGACAACGCGAAGACGGUGGGGCUGAUCUCGCUGCCGGGGGCGAUGACCGGACUGAUAAUGGGCGGAGCGUCGCCGAUUGAAGCCAUUCAGCUGCAAAUUGUGGUGAUGAACUUUCUCAUUGGGGCUUCCACGAUCAGUAGCAUUAUGUCCACUUACCUCUGCUGGCCUUCCUUCUUCACCGCCGCCUACCAGUUGGAAACCACCGUCUUUGCCGCCGCCUGAUUUCCUCUGUUUUUUUUUUUUUUUUUUUGUU
Cucurbita pepo subsp. pepo (vegetable marrow) is the source of this 941-nucleotide messenger RNA. RefSeq names its product aluminum sensitive 3 (gene ALS3). Gene Ontology annotation, biological process: response to aluminum ion. Lineage: Eukaryota; Viridiplantae; Streptophyta; Magnoliopsida; Cucurbitales; Cucurbitaceae. The record is from RefSeq and is a predicted model, not a curated record. Gene Ontology annotation, cellular component: plasma membrane.